ACUCAGAUUUAUAUAUUUUUUUUGUAUUAAGUUAUCUUAAUUGGUUGCAAAAUAGUGCUCUUUGUCUUUCUCUUUAUAUAACUAUGAACUACUGCAGGCAGGAGAUGCAUGAUGUCCACCAUACCAGAGAUAGUAAUUUCCUGGUGCAGCCAAUUGACUACUACAUGCACACAGAUGAGAGCCAGGGUUACAACAGUUGUGAUGCGCAGAUUCUUCAUAAUAAUGCAUUUAUGGAACAGGCCUGGGUAACAAAUCAGCCUUAUAUCUCUAGUUACCCUGGAAACGUGUUGAAAAGUGAGUUCUGUAACAUGGACAUGGCCUUGAAUCACUAUCAGCAGACAGAGUAUUUCUCAGAUGGAAAAGCUGAUUUUUCUCACAUUCAGUGGACACCAGGGUCACCAAAAAAAGGGUACAUACCAAGUUAUUUGGAGAAGGAUGAGUUGUGUGUUGUGUGUGGUGAUAAAGCCACUGGGUAUCACUAUCGCUGUAUCACCUGUGAAGGCUGCAAGGGAUUUUUCCGGAGAACUAUCCAGAAAAACCUCCAUCCAUCUUACGCCUGCAAAUACGAGGGAAAAUGCGUAAUAGACAAAGUCACAAGGAACCAGUGCCAGGAAUGCCGUUUCAAAAAAUGCAUUGCAGUUGGCAUGGCAACAGACUUGGUUUUGGAUGACGGCAAGAGGUUAGCAAAGCGAAAGCUGAUAGAGGAAAACAGGGAGCGAAAACGCCGUGAUGAGAUGCAGAAAACCGUUUGGAGCAAGCCUGAUCCCAGCCAGGAGGAGUGGGACCUGAUCCGAGUGGUGACAGAAGCACACGUGACCACGAACGCGCAAGGAAGCCACUGGAAACAGAAACGGAAAUUUCUGCCCGAGGACAUUGGGCAGGCUCCAAUAGUGAAUGCACCAGAAGGAAGCAAAGUGGACAUAGAAGCCUUCAGUCAGUUUACAAAAAUCAUCACACCCGCAAUCACACGGGUGGUGGACUUUGCCAAAAAGCUGCCUGUGUUCUGCGAGCUGCCAUGUGAAGACCAGAUAAUCCUUCUGAAAGGCUGCUGUAUGGAAAUCAUGUCCCUCCGAGCAGCUGUGCGCUAUGACCCAGAGAGUGAGACGUUAACCCUCAAUGGGGAGAUGGCUGUGACCAGGGGGCAGCUAAAAAAUGGAGGCCUUGGCGUAGUGUCGGAUGCUAUCUUUGACCUAGGCGUGUCUCUCUCUUCUUUUAACCUGGACGAUUCAGAGGUUGCUUUGCUUCAAGCUGUAAUUCUGAUGUCUUCAGAUCGGCCUGGUCUAGCAAGUGUGGAGAGAAUUGAAAAAUUCCAAGAACAAUUUCUUCUGGCAUUUGAGCACUACAUAAACUAUCGCAAACACAAUGUCUCUCACUUCUGGCCCAAACUCUUGAUGAAGGUGACAGACCUGCGCAUGAUCGGAGCGUGCCAUGCCAGCAGGUUCCUGCACAUGAAGGUGGAGUGCCCUACGGAACUCUUCCCUCCACUCUUUCUGGAAGUGUUCGAGGACUGAGAACAAGUGGAAUAAAGAAAUGUCUGCUUUGCGAUAACCUUUCUAAACUGCUUUUAGCACUACUGAAUGUUAUUUCUUUCCAUAGUGUAGGAUAGUUUCUGUCAAGACAUGGAUGAAAACAUUCCUUCAAUGCGGGUACAUGUGAAUAUAGAGUUUCUCUUGUAUAGUAUUUGUUGCUAAGUAAUUGUGUUUUUUUUGGUUUUGUUUUGUUUUUUUUUUGGUUUUGUAUGGUCUUUUAAUAGUAAUUGUCGUCAUGUAUGUGGUCAUCAGAAAAAGCUGAAAAUUAAAUUGUUGGCAUAUGGUUUGUAAAUUACUAGUACAUACCCACAAAUUGUGCAGAUGUAUUUAAUAUGUCAAUCUGCCCUAUCAUUCCACUACCAUUCAACCCUUAAUCACACUCAAAAACCUUUCCUGUUUGCACAAGUACACAGACAAAAACAACUGACACUGUUUUUAUGAGUGCACAUACUAAGUGUGUACCAAAAAAAGCCAUGUUUUCCUUGUUGUUUCUAGUAACUGCUAGAAAACUAGUUAACAAACCCUGUUUGCAACAGAAACCCUGAAAUGAAUAUUUUCAAAAUAUUUAAAUUAAUAUUUUGUCUUCUCUGACUUUAGAAAACAGUUUGUGAAUCUUUUUAUUUUCAACUCUUUGAAUGAACUAUGGAAUGAAAGGUAAAGUGUAUUUUGCUUAUUGCUAAAAUAUGGUGCUUUAUGGUGCCAAAUAUGGGAGAGUGAUUAUUAUAGCUCCUAAAAACACAUUUAUGCACACUGGCCCAGGUGGUGUUCAAUGACCUGAUUUAUUAAAAAGGUCUCAUUGCUUGUUUAAUCAGCCAUGAUGUAACAGAAGAAUACGCAGCUCAGUUUAUUAUUGCUCAUGUAUAUUGGUGUGGCUGCCGAUCACUACUUGCCAGAUAACCUUGAUGCAGCAGAGUGUUAAUAUUCAUGUUUAGGAAGAGGCUUCUGCCAGUUCUGGGUUUUGUUAUUCUACCAUUAUUCAAGAUUACUUGUUCUGAGAAGUCUGAGUUACACCUUACCUAAAAAAAAUCUAUUUUAACCAGCAAAGCACGGCUAAAGCAGGGACAUACUAUACUGUACGUUGGGUUAACAAAGCACUCUGUAGCUACAUUUUUAUAUCAAAGAUGUAGCAUUUUAUGUCCAGGAAAAUUGUCCUAUGCAUUUUAUUAAUUUGGGGGGCACUAUUUUAUUAGUAUGGGGGGCACUGUAAGGUACAGACUGGUAUUGUUUUGUAACAAGUUUGGGAUUGAUAAGCGGGCAUUAUCUGGCUGCUGACUAAGUCAAUUUCUUUAGCUCACUGAGUGCAGUUGCUGUGUUUAAACCCCAACGUCUGCAGAACUGAUGGCUACUAUUGUAAUAUUGCUCUGUUCUAAGAAUGAAAACAUGGUUAGCCUUGUAUGGUUUUUCUCCAUCUCUGCUUGUACUUAUUCCUAAAAGCCGCUUCUGAUUUACGUUUAAUUGAAGAUGCCUUUUAUAGCAGUGGAACAACAUUAUUUACAAUGUUCACUGGCAACUGCACACACAUGUUUUAAUGCAAAGACAAUCAGUCAGUAAAGCUAAGAGGUGGGAAACAAGGUUAAAUGUAACCAUAAAAAUGUAAUAUAUAUAUUUAUAUAGCAAAUGUAAAAAACAAAAAAAAUAUUUAGGUAUCAGUGAUGAAAUGCAUGUGUGAGUUGUUGAUUAAAGAAUGUUGUAUAUUUUGGAUAAAAAUAUGUUUAAAAGGCCAAUGUGAGUAUUUGCUUUUAAGCAUUGAGUUACUCAAAAUAUUCAAAACGCACCAUUAAAAAGCUAUUUUACAAUAUUGAGGAUAAAGGUUUGUAUAUUUUCCAAAGCAGAAGUUAUUUUCUACAGAUAUUUUAUGCAUAUAAUGGGCUCUUCAAUGAGACAAAAACAAUCUUUUCAUGAGGUUUUAGUAUAAGAACAUUAUACAGUGCAGGUACUUGUUAUAUUCAUCAAUAUCUGUUUCCAAUCUUUUUUAGUAUGCCAGAAAAAAUGGGUAUUGUACAAGGCUGUCAAAUAUUGUUGGUUUUCAAAGAAAAAAAAAUUGACAGCUGUGAGGCUUGGGAUUGAGAAUGACAUUAUGAGGAGGCUCCUGAGUGGCGCAUCCAGUAAGGGCGCUCUGCGUGGGUGCAGGAUGCGCCCUAUAGCCUGGACGUCGCCGG
Molecule: messenger RNA, 3688 nt
Organism: Polyodon spathula (Mississippi paddlefish)
Lineage: Eukaryota; Metazoa; Chordata; Actinopteri; Acipenseriformes; Polyodontidae
Product: thyroid hormone receptor beta-A-like
Exons: 7
Coding region: 84-1511 (475 amino acids)
Biological process (GO): retinoic acid receptor signaling pathway; positive regulation of transcription by RNA polymerase II; negative regulation of transcription by RNA polymerase II
Molecular function (GO): RNA polymerase II cis-regulatory region sequence-specific DNA binding; nuclear receptor activity; zinc ion binding
Source: RefSeq, a predicted model, not a curated record